UGACCCGCAGGUGAGUCUGGUGAGACCUCGGCCUCCCUACGACUCCGGUGUCUGAUUCUCAGAUCACAGAUCUCUCGAGAAGAACGGAGUGUCUAGAUCUCCUCCGCCAAAAUAUAGCUUUCUCAAACCCUAAUAGUAUAUUCGCCGAACACACAAUGAUCCAAAGAACACACACCACAGUCUCUAUUCUUUUUCUUCUUCUGAUCCUAGGGUUUCUAUCGAUCGUUGCCCAGUCACUCCGAUUCGACCUCGAAUUGGGUCACACCAAAUGCAUCUACGAAGACAUCAAAACCAAUUCCAUGACCGUCGGAAAAUACAGCGUUGUCAAUCCCAGUGAAGACCAUCCCAUGCCCGACGAUCACAAAGUCACCGUCAGGGUAUCUUCGACUGAUGGGAAUAUUCAUCACGCAGCGGACGAUGUGGAGUCGGGACAGUUUGCAUUUCAGGCGGUGGAGGCUGGGGACUACUCGGCUUGCUUUUGGGCUGGGAAUCACAAUCUUCAGGCGAAGAUCACCGUUGAAUUUGAUUGGAGGAGUGGUAUGGCUGCCAAGGACUGGUCCAAUGUUGCCAAGAAGGGUUCCGUUGAGGCCAUGCAAUUGGAGCUAAAUAAAAUGGAAGAAAUGGUUACAUCCAUUCAUGAGGAGAUGUUUUAUCUCCGUGAAAGGGAAGAAGAAAUGCAGGAACUCAAUAGAGCAACGAACUCCAGAAUGGCUUGGUUGACUUUUCUUUCACUUGUCAUUUGCUUAUCAGUGGGAGGUUUACAAUUAUGGCAUUUGAAGGCCUUCUUCGAAAAGAAGAAGAUCAUAUAAUUUCAUCGUAUUAUAAUUUUCAUUAUUUGUACUCUUGUACAAUUUUUGUCAGUUUUCAUCAAUAACCUCUGGCUCGAAAAGUAAUUCUGAUAAUGUUGUCAGUUCUUUGUUACAACCAUAUCCAUUAGAAUUAACUUGGAGCUCAAGAUGGAUAGGUUUUCUUGCUAAAAAAGAUGCACUAGUGCCUUAACAGCACAUGAUAUUUCAAAUAGUUGGAAGUGAUUCUGUCUUUUAAAUGGUUAA
This is a messenger RNA of Cornus florida, 1052 nucleotides long. Its product is annotated as transmembrane emp24 domain-containing protein p24delta9-like. Lineage: Eukaryota; Viridiplantae; Streptophyta; Magnoliopsida; Cornales; Cornaceae. Bases 156 to 809 code for a protein of 217 amino acids. The transcript has 4 exons. Gene Ontology annotation, cellular component: Golgi apparatus; endoplasmic reticulum; COPII-coated ER to Golgi transport vesicle. The record is from RefSeq and is a predicted model, not a curated record. Gene Ontology annotation, biological process: Golgi organization; intracellular protein transport; endoplasmic reticulum to Golgi vesicle-mediated transport.